AAAUUAUGGUUAAUUUUGGGAGUGGGUUUAGUAAUUGAAACUGACUGCCAUUUAUUUCUUCUCAAUUCUGAAAAUUGCGAAUCUUUAUGAUUAGGAAUUUAUUGGAGCCAUCAUGUUCUUAUUCUGCGGAUUCCGCUUUUUCUUUUUUCUUUUAUGUUGUGAUCCGAUGGCGGGGUUUUUUUAUGUUAGUAAUUUUUCGUCAAAAUGAUAUCCGGAUAAAAUGGACGGCCUGGUGCACUGAACCUCCUACUAUAAGCGGGGUGCGAGGAAGGGUCGGACCACAAUGAUCUAUGCGUGAUCUGAUACUGUUUACAGUUAAUAUAAGUACUUGUUGCAACUUCAAUGCCUUCAGUAAUUUCGCCUCAGUGGCAAGAGAAAGCUAGUGGAUUCUUCCAAUCUUCCGGGGUGAAGUUGAAAGAAGCCGGGCAGUCUGCUGGAUCAUUUGUUGGGGAGGUUGCCAAAGAUGCUAAGGGAAACGUUGGCGAGGUCGCUGAGAAAGUUGGAUCAGUAGUCAAAAGUCGAUGGUCGCUCCUACAACAGCCAUCAACAAGACAUGCCAUGCAGGAGCGCUUUAUUUCUGCGGCUGCUACAACCAGCUUCUUCUUGAGGAAGGGGUUUUUGGAGACAAAAGAUAAGGUUACUGUUGGAAAGACCAAGGUCGAGGAGGUGGCAAAGAAAACUGCACAGAAAAGCAAGACUUUGCUGACUGAUAUUGAGCGGUGGCAGAAGGGAGUUGCCAGCACAGAUGUGUUUGGAGUCCCCAUUGAUAUCCUUGUGCAGAGGCAACAAUCAACUAGAUCCGUUCCUUAUAUCAUGGUGAGAUGUGCAGAUUAUCUUGUCUUAUCAGGGCUGAAUUCACCUGAGCUGUUCAAGGCUGAAGGAGAAAAAAAGGUCAUACAUCAAUUGGUUUCUUUCUACAAUCAAGAUCAAAAUGCACCAAUACCUGAGGGGGUAAAUCCAGUAGAUAUUGCAGCUCUGAUGAAGUGCUACCUUGCAAGUCUACCUGAGCCAUUGACAACCUUUGAGCUUUAUAAUGAAAUAAGAGGUGCUCGCUCAAGCAUACACGCGAUGAAGAAUACCUUAAAGAAGAUUCCAACCGUCAACUACAUGACACUGGAAUUGAUCACUGCGCUGCUGCUCCGCAUAAGCCAGAAAUCUCUGGUUAACAAGAUGGAUGCUAGAACUCUUGCAACUGAAAUGGCUCCAAUCCUUAUUUGGCAAAGAGGACAGAGUCCACACCUGUAUGACCAGUUCUGGAAUCAUUCAGCAAAAACUUCUUCAAAGAAAUAUAUGGACUCCAACUCUAACUCUAGUGCAUGGGAGAUGCUUGAAGAUGAAGGUGAAAAUGUUGAUGCAUCUUCUCCCAUCCCGUUGGAUGAUGGGCUGCCAAUCGACUUGGGUGCUAUUGAUGCCAUUCAAUGUUUAAUCGAACAUCAUAAUGCCAUAUUUACCGAUGCAAAUGAAACUGUUUGGCGAUAGUAUUAAAUCAGACUCAGAUUGGAUAUAUUGCACAUAUAGAAUGUCUUUAUCCAUGGUGAACAUCAGAAAAAAGUUUGGAAUGCUUUGUCAUCAUACUUUAUUGUCUCUUUACAUUUAGGAGUGUAACCGUGGCUUUUUAAAUUCUUGAUUGGGAUAGGCAUAGGUGCAGAACUUGUGUUUAUAGCUCAGUUUUUUGUUAUGGGGUGAUUGUUGGGAUGCAAUUGAUGGUUUAAAGCAUUAAAAGCACCUACGUGCCAUUGAAAGGUUUGUACUUGGGAUUGAACUUGUGUUGGAGCAUUGCAAUUUACUAGUAUCAAAUAAACAUAGAUCUUUGCAGUUAA
This is a messenger RNA of Capsicum annuum, 1820 nucleotides long. RefSeq lists its product as uncharacterized. The coding region runs from base 343 to 1479 and encodes 378 amino acids. Gene Ontology annotation, biological process: signal transduction. Lineage: Eukaryota; Viridiplantae; Streptophyta; Magnoliopsida; Solanales; Solanaceae. The record is from RefSeq and is a predicted model, not a curated record. The transcript has 10 exons.